UUAAACCCGCCCCCUCCUUCCGUAAUCUCUCUGCGGUCAUCAUGGCGGAAAUCAGGACGGGGGUGUUCGCUAAGAAUGUGCAGAAGCGACUGAACCGCGCCCAGGAGAAGGUUCUGCAGAAACUAGGAAAAGCAGAUGAAACCAAAGAUGAGCAGUUUGAACAAGCAGUUUCCAACUUUAGGAGACAGGAGUGUGAAGGCUCAAGGCUGCAGAGGGAGAUGAAGAACUACAUGUCUGCCAUCAAAGGGAUGCAGCAGGCCUCCAUUAACCUGACGCAGUCGCUGCACGAAGUUUACGAGCCAGACUGGCAUGGAAAAGACGAUGUCUUGUCCAUCGGAAAGGACUGUGAUGCAUUGUGGGAAGACUUUCACAACAAACUGGUGGACUCAACGCUUCUGAACCUAGAUGAAUACCUGCAACAGUUUCCAGACCUAAAGACACGUGUGGCCAAAAGAAGUCGGAAACUUAUCGACUAUGACAGCGCCCGUCAUCAUUUAGAAACUCUCCAGGCAUCUGGAAUGAAAAAUGACCGCAAGAUGAUGAAAGCAGAAGAUGAGUUGAAGAAGGCUCAGAAUGUGUUUGAUGAGCUGAAUGUGGGACUCCAGGAUGAGCUGCCGUAUCUCUGGGAUUGCCGAGUUGAGUUCUACAUCAGCACCUUUAAGAGUGUGACGAAUCUGGAGACUAAGUUUCACCGUGAGAUCUCACUGGUAUGCAGGCACCUGUACGAAGUGAUGACCAAACUGGCGGAGCAGCACUCUGACAAGGUGUUCACCAUCCAGGGAGCACCUAGUGAUUCAGGGCCGCUACGUCUCGCGAGGACGCCAUCGCCUCCAGAAGAUGAGAGUCCACCUGAGAGUCCAGAAGCCAGCUCCAAUCAAAUGCUCCGUCCAGUCUCACCCGGGCCACCACGGCCCAAGUCCCCGAUGCAGUUUAAAAAGGGGCCACCAGUGCCUCCACCCCCAAAGGCCACUCCCACCAAAGAGGUGGCAGAGGAGCAAAUCAUAGACCUGUUUGGUGGAGAAUUUCUACCAGCACCUUCACCAUCACAGCUCAAUGAGAGGCCAGGAGAAUCUCUGCUUGAUCUGGACUUUGACGCGUUCCAGCCAGAUGAAAGUGUUUCACCGAUACCGCAGACCGCUGUGCCUUGGGAUAUAUGGUCGGCAAGUACCCAAGCUGCCCAACCUCAGGUUGCAGACCCUGGUUUCGACGUUGACUGGUCCGCUGACUUUGGUGCAGUAUCAGCAGAUGGAGAUGCAGAUUUAACAGCUCAAGCCCCUGCUGCCCCUGAGCCUUCUCCUGUAGUGCCACAAGGGGAGCAGGAAGGGAACCAAGGUGGGGGUCAGGGCUGGCCCCGGGACCAGGGUUUGCAGCCAGGUGGAGGCACAUCUACAUGUACUCAGGACAGUGAGCCCACGGCAGCUGGAGAUGAGGUUAGCAGCUGGGAAUCUCCACCUAACUCCAUCCUUCAUCCAUAUGUAAUUGGCACAGAGCAAGAAGACCCUGGGCAGGGGGAUGUAGGCGACGAUAGAACUGAGCAGAAAGACCGCAGGAAAUCAACGCCAGGACUUAUUUUUACCAAUGAGUAUGGUGAAGAGAUUGAGGAUAGCACAGGAGACAGAAUAGACAAGUGGUCAAGGUCUCUGGAUGGAUCAGGUUCUGAGUAUGAAACUGCUGAAGAGUGGGGUGAUGGUGGUGCAGGGGGAGGAUGGGCGAGUGCUGAUGAUGAGCCUUCGUAUGAAGAUUGUCACCCAGUGAGCACUUCAGAGGAGCAGGGAGUUGGAGCAGCAUCUGAUUGUCAAACUAUUUCAUUAGAGUGUGACACAGCACACAUAAAUAAUUCAGGAAAAGAAACUGAUCCGACAUCUGUUUGCAAAGAUCAUCUUGAAACUGGAGGGCAAGAAGUCAAAAGAGAUUUAUCUUCAACAACAGAGGCUGCAGAUAUUUUGGGGUUUGAUUCAGAUCCUAUUAUAGAAACCCAGGAGGGAGAUGUGUUGGAUAAAGAUCUGUUUGCAGAAUCCCCAGGGGGAGGUGCAUUUGAUACAGAUCCUUUUGCAGAAUCCCAGGGGGGAGGUGAAUUUGAUAAAGAUCCUUUUGCAGAAUCCCCAGGGGGAGGUGCAUUUGAUAAAGAUCCUUUUGCAGAAUCCCCAGGAGAAGGUGCAUUUGAUACAGAUCCUUUUGCAGAAUCCCCAGGGGGAGGUGCAUUUGAUACAGAUCCUUUUGCAGAAUCCCAGGGGGGAGGUGCAUUUGAUAAAGAUCCUUUUGCAGAAUCCCCAGGGGGAGGUGCAUUUGAUACAGAUCCUUUUGCAGAAUCCCAGGGCCAAGGUGUUUUUGAUACUGGUCAUGUAGCAGAAUCCCAGGGGAUAUGUGCCCUUGAUAAAGAUCCUUUUGCAGAAUCUCCAGGGGGAAGUGUGCUGGAUUUGGAUCCUAAUAGAGAAACACAGGCGGGAAUUGCAUUUGAUUCUGAUGCUUUUGCGGAUACUAAUUUGGAAAACAAAAGUUGGGGUUUUGAGGUUGAUCCUUUUGCUGAUACUUCAGGUCAGAGUAGAGUCAGUACUGAGGCAAAGAGUGGGUGGGAUACAGACCCUUUUCCCAACAGCUACCCACCAGCAUCCACAGGGACGGAAGUUCCUGCAUCCACCACCUCCUCCUGGGAGCAUGUUAGUCAGAGUGGCUUCGACUCUUCUGUCACUCAACACCACUUCAUCUGCGGAACAGCAGAAGUGAAAAAUGAAUUCCACAUUCCCUUAACUCCCAAAGAGCCAGAAAAUUCAGACAUGUCCGAAGACGAGGCUGCAAACCGGAGAUUUGGAAAGUUGUACCAAGAGCUAGAUACAGAAAAGGAAGAGGAUGGCGCUGCGCCUUCAUUUUUUGCAGAGUUUGAUAAAAUGAAUGAAGUUAAAAGGGAUUCAGCAGAGGCUCCUGGAGGAUCAGAGACACAAACUGAUUGUCCAACAGAGGCUGCUGAGGAUCAAGACAAGCGCUCAGAACCCCUCACUGGGGCAGAGGAGCAUGAAAGUUCACCUGCUUCUGCUGUUGACCAGUCUGUCAGUCUGUCAUCUGUGGGAGGGAUCGAGGAAGAAACACCAGCUCCUGCAGCUGAGGUGGAGGAUUGUGAAGCUUCCCGGGCUGAUGAAGAUGAACCUCAAAAAGAUUUAGAAAGUCUAAAGGAGGAUGAUCCAACUGCCAUAGUUGGAAGUCCAUACUCUGAGAAGUUGGAGCUUGGUGAGGAAAAGAUGGCCAUCCCUUCCGUUGUAAUUGAACCUGCAUCGAGCAAUGAAGGAGAUGAUGAUCAUGAUGGCGAUAUCAUCUCUCCUACAACCAUCAGUGACAACGGUGUGACACCAGAAAGCCAGACUAUGAAGCAUAUUAGUCCAUCAGGUGGAGAAUCAGGACUUCCCACUGAUUUUGUUUGCAAGGUGGAGACCAUGCAUGACUUUGAGGCUGCAAAUUCAGAUGAGCUUGAGUUGAAGAGAGGCGAUGUGGUCUUGGUGGUUCCCACUGCUUCAUUGGAGGAUCAGGAAGCUGGCUGGCUAACAGGGAUAAAAGAAAGUGAGUGGCUGACACUGGGAGUUAGUGCUCACAGAGGACUCUUCCCAGAAAACUUCACCCAGCGGUUAGAGUAAGAUGCCCCUUUAUCUGUGUGGAAGUGAAACAAGUCUAAAUAAUGUGUAAGCAAAUGAAGUCAGCAUGUAGCCAACAAAUGUGCUGAGGAAACUUAAAUGCUCAAAUGUGUGAUGAACAACAUGACAGUUCCGCUGAUCAAUGAAACUUUGCUGUCAUGGUAACCUGCUAAUGAUAGCAUGAAUCUGUAGAAAUGAAAUGUUUACUUGUUCCAAACAAACAGUAUGUAAUUAAAAUCUCACACAAUAAUGAAAUGUUUAAAAAAAAAGAAGCCGUCUCUACUUUGCCGCAUGUUUGUUGUGAAGACUAUGAAUUUACCUGAAUAUGUAGUGCUGUGGUCUGUUUAUUGUGACUUUAUUGGUCCUCACACUCAUCAUUCUUGUGACUCAUUAAUCUAUAUGAAAGUUUUGUGACCUAUAUUUGAUCCUUGUAUGAUUAAUCACUCUGUGAUUAUUUUAAAGAGAAUAUUCACUUGGAUUAUCUGAGCACAGGUAAACAAACGUGAGGUCAAGGAGAGAAGUGAAUAUACCCACAGUGAAGUGUGUGAGCCAGUUCGAGACAUAAAAGUAUUUUCAGGUUUCUGUUGUAAGUGAAUGGAUGAAAUUAAUUUCAAAUCCAAUAUGCAAUCAGUGUUGUUAUGUUUCCAGAUUUCAACCCAGACUGUAAUGUAGAUUAUUCAGUAUUUUGUCACUUUGGUAGCAAACUACUGUCUUGGUAUGUAAAAAACAUAUCCUCUUAUGUGGAGUUUAAUAAAUGAAAGCUGAGAAACUGUCAGU
Cololabis saira (Pacific saury) is the source of this 4397-nucleotide messenger RNA. RefSeq names its product amphiphysin (gene amph). Bases 42 to 3623 code for a protein of 1193 amino acids. Gene Ontology annotation, biological process: synaptic vesicle endocytosis. Gene Ontology annotation, molecular function: protein binding; phospholipid binding. NCBI's taxonomy places the organism in Eukaryota, Metazoa, Chordata, Actinopteri, Beloniformes, Belonidae. The transcript is spliced from 21 exons. The record is from RefSeq and is a predicted model, not a curated record. Gene Ontology annotation, cellular component: cytoplasm; plasma membrane; synaptic vesicle.